This is a messenger RNA of Python bivittatus (Burmese python), 1488 nucleotides long. The record is from RefSeq and is a predicted model, not a curated record. Lineage: Eukaryota; Metazoa; Chordata; Lepidosauria; Squamata; Pythonidae.
GCAGCCAAACGAAACGACACGGUGUACAUGAAUGAGCUGAUCAAGCGAGGGGUGGAUGUCAAAGCUAAGAAUAAUAUAGACAGGACCGCUCUCCACUGGGCUGCAGGGGCUGGGCAUGAACAGGCAGUGCGCCUCCUCCUGGAACACGAGGCUCCCGUGAAUGACGAGGACACUGUGAGCUUUUCCCCAUGCUAUUUUGGGAUGAGUGCGCUCCUCCUGUCUGCUUGGUUUGGUCACUUACGCAUCCUUCAGAUCCUUGUCAAUGCUGGUGCUAAAAUCAACUGUGUAAAUAAGAAUGGCCACAACCUCCUGCACUGUGCUGCCCAAAGAGGUCAUCUCAGGGUGAUGGAGUUCAUCAUGGAAGAUCUGGAAGAUGUGCAGUUGAAUAAGAAAGAUAAGAUGGGCAGGACGGCAUUUCAUUUAGCUGCAGAGAAGGGGCAGCUGGAGGUGGUGGAGUUUCUCCUGGACUUUGGCUCUUCUCGCAGCACCAAAGACAAGGAGAAGAACACGGCUCUUCAUUUGGCGGCCACGCAUGGACAUGUAGGCGUGUUGCAGAAACUUAUAGAAGCUGGCAUGGACCUGGAUGACAAGAAUGCAGAAGGAAUGACUUCCCUGCAUUUGGCAGCUGAGAGAGGACACAAUGAUUGCAUCAAGCUACUUCUGGAAGCUGGCUGUGAGGUCAAUGCCCAAACACAGAAAAAAAUGACCUGCCUUCAUUAUGCUGCACUGAAUGGCUAUGUAGACAUGGCCAGAACCCUUCUUGAUGCAGGAAUCCAGAGAGAUGCUCUGAAUUACCAAAACGCAUCAGCUAUGCACAUUGCGGUGCUACGGAACUACCCAGCCAUUGUAAAAAUCCUCAUUGAUGCCGAAUGUGACCUUGAUGUCCCUGAUAACAGACAACAGAGUCCUCUUCAUAUCGCUGCAGAGCACGGAAGGCAGGAUAUUGCCGAGAUGAUCCUCGUGGCUGGGGUGAAUUUAAAAUUAACCGAUAAGCAAGGAAAAACUUCUCUGGAUGUUGCUGCCCGUGGGAACCAUGUCAAUUUGGCUGAUAUGAUCAUCAAAGCGGACAGGUUUUACAAAUGGGAAAAAGAUAACCUCAGCAGCGAUUCUGACUCCUGGGUAGCCGAGCGUUUAACUUUCAAGCAGGACCAUCGGCUGGAAACGCAGCAUAUCCGUUCGGUGAUAUGGCGGCUCGCAACCAAAUACCUCAAACCCAGCGAGUGGAAGAAACUCGCGCAUUACUGGAAAUUCACGGAGGCGCAUAUCAGAGCAAUUGAACACCAGUGGACAGGCACCAAAAGCUACCGAGAGCACGGCCAUCGGAUGCUGCUGAUCUGGCUUCAUGGGGCGAUCGUGGCAGGAGAAAACCCAGUCAAAGGACUGUACGAAGGGCUGGUUAGCAUUGGGAGGAGCGACUUAGCAGAAAGUAUCAGGAAGCUGGCCAAUGCAAAUUCCCCCACGUCUCCACGGAGGUGUUCAGCGAUGUGA